Molecule: messenger RNA, 1554 nt
Organism: Nematolebias whitei (Rio pearlfish)
Lineage: Eukaryota; Metazoa; Chordata; Actinopteri; Cyprinodontiformes; Rivulidae
Product: high affinity cGMP-specific 3',5'-cyclic phosphodiesterase 9A
Exons: 14
Coding region: 1-1554 (517 amino acids)
Biological process (GO): cGMP catabolic process
Molecular function (GO): 3',5'-cyclic-GMP phosphodiesterase activity
Source: RefSeq, a predicted model, not a curated record
AUGGAAACAAAAAUCAUUUAUUUCACGGUGAACGGGAUCCCAGAGCAGGCCGAGUUCCCCGUCGACUGUCCUUCUCAGGACCUCAAAGAUCUGUUCCGCUCUGCAGCUGAAGCAGGUCCACAUGACAUCCUGAAGCUCUACAACCCCAGAGGGAACAUCAUCAACAUCUGCCCCAGCCUGGAGCCCAACGGGCCCGGUUCCUGCUACAAGCUGGAGGUGGUGGCAGCCGACUGCAACGCUGAGCCCUUAGGUGCAGAACUUGCCGGUGCUUUGGGAUUUGAUCUGUCCUCCAUAGAGAAAAGACUGCAGGGUCUGGAGAAGAAAGUCCUGAUGGAGGCCUCUGAGACCCCUGCGGUCGUGUAUGAGAUGAAGAAACAAGUGGACUCGUUCCGAGAAAAACUGGAGAGCGUGGAACAUCUCAGCUGGCUCGGGUUCUUCAAAGACCUUUCCGAUGUAACCCACAAACCUUCACCGUUCUACCACAAGAGAACCCUGCACAAAACCAGGAAGGAGUGUGAACACGUCAGGGACAAGGUCCUGCAGAUGAGCUCUCUGGAGGUCUCAGAGGAGGUGCGCCAGUACCUGAAGACCCCAACCUUUGAUAACUGGCAGUGGGAGGACGCAGAGAUCAUGGUUCUCCUGCAGGUCAUGUAUACAGAUCUGGAUUUUCUCGCCACCUUCCGCAUCGAGCCUGAAGUUCUGCAGCAGUUUCUGUUCGAGGUUUACCGGCGAUACAACAACAUCCCUUUCCACAACUUUAAACACUGCUUCUGUGUCACGCAGAUGAUGUACGGUCUGAUCUGGCUGAUUGACCUGAGGAGUAAAAUGGACGCCAUCGACCUGCUGAUCAUGCUGACCUCUGCAGUGUGUCACGACCUGGACCACACGGGGUACAACAAUGCCUAUCAGAUAAAUGCACGAACUGAGCUCGCUCUUCGCUACAACGACAUCUCUCCUCUGGAGAACCAUCACUGCGCCGUAGCUUUUGAGAUUCUGGAACGGAAAGAGAGCAACAUCUUUAGAAAUCUGACCCUGGAUCAGUUCAAACAGAUCAGGGAGGGAAUCAUCAAGUGCAUUUUGGCCACAGACAUGGCGAGACACAACGAGAUUCUCAACAAGUUCAAGUCCAUCCUGAGUGGUUUUGACUUCAGCAACAAGGAACACAAAGAUCUGCUGAUGAUGAUCCUGAUCAAAGUGAGCGACAUUUCCAACGAAGCGCGGCCCAUGGAGGUGGCCGAGCCCUGGCUGGACUGCCUGCUGCAGGAGUUCUUCAACCAGAGCGACGUGGAGAAGCUUGAAGGUCUCCCGGUGUCCCCCUUCAUGGACAGAGACAAAGUAACUAAACCUUCAUCUCAGAUCGGCUUCAUCAGGUUCGUCCUUCUGCCCCUCUUCAUCGAGUUAGCCAAUCUCUUCCCCUGCCUGGAGCAGCACAUCAUCGACCCGGUGAGAAAAGCCCUGGACUACUACACUGAGAUGGAGAAAGCUCUCGAGAAGGAAAAACAGAACCGGGCUCAGACUGAGAACAGGAACCAGGAGGCAGCAGGAGCCGAGUGA